AUGAACACGAGCGAUACUUCGAAGACUGAAGUCCAAGGUGGAGGGGAUGGAGGUGUCCCUAAUUUUGACUUUACCACCUUCUACACAACCAUCAACAACAGCCUGACCACCACCCCCAAAACGCACAACGGAAUUGACCCUUCCACCAAGACUCCCCUUCCCGAAGUGCCCAUUUCCGCCCCCAAAGACAUCUCAUCCGCCCUCUCCGCCGCCCACGCCGUCUUUUCCUCCAGGCGAUCCCUAUUUGAAGUCUUGCGCGCCAUGUACCUCAUCCGCCUCACCUCGGCCCUCGCCUCCCACCGGUCCUCUUUCAUCGACCUUCCAGUCCUAUAA
Molecule: messenger RNA, 333 nt
Organism: Pseudomassariella vexata
Lineage: Eukaryota; Fungi; Ascomycota; Sordariomycetes; Amphisphaeriales; Pseudomassariaceae
Exons: 2
Coding region: 1-333 (110 amino acids)
Molecular function (GO): oxidoreductase activity
Source: RefSeq, a predicted model, not a curated record